AUGGAAGCUGUUUUGCGAAAACCAAUUCGCGGAUUUUUGCUCGAUAUAACCGGUGUGCUUUACAACAGUUCUCCGAACAGCAUCGGUCGUGCUAUUCCAGGUUCGAUUGAAGCCGUCAAUAGGUUAUAUUCUGAAAGUGUUGUGCGAUUCGUCAGUAACGAGAGUAGCGAAAGUCGGCAUGAACUCGCGAAUAAAUUGGGUAAGCUCGGAUUUAAGCUCAACGAAGAACAUAUCUUUACGCCAGCACCAGUUGCUGUCCAGUAUCUGAAGAAGAAUGGAUUAAGGCCACAUCUAAUCGUACAUAAAGGUGCUGUGCAAGAAUUUGCGAGUGUCGAUCAAACGAACCCGAAUUGUGUUGUGAUGGGUGAUGCAGAAGAGGAUUUCACUUAUGAGGCUAUGAACAGUGCAUUUCGUUUACUACACCAACUUGAAGAUCCCUUAAUCGUUACGCUCGGAUUCGGGAAAUUCUAUCAGCGCGUCGAUGGUCCUUGUCUUGAUUUGGGUGGCUUUGCAAAAGCGUUACAGUAUGCAACAGAUGCUCGCAUCGUUACUGUAGGUAAACCUUCCGAGAGUUUCUUCAGAACGGCUAUCGACGAUAUGGGAUUGUCUAAGGAUGACGUAGGUUUGAAAACUUCUCACAGGGUCGCAAUAUCUUUUUGUAACAUUCAAAUAUAA
Molecule: messenger RNA, 675 nt
Organism: Anisakis simplex (herring worm)
Lineage: Eukaryota; Metazoa; Nematoda; Chromadorea; Rhabditida; Anisakidae
Source: the annotation of a GenBank genome assembly